Messenger RNA from Coturnix japonica (Japanese quail), 435 nucleotides. NCBI's taxonomy places the organism in Eukaryota, Metazoa, Chordata, Aves, Galliformes, Phasianidae. The record is from RefSeq and is a predicted model, not a curated record.
AUGUCACAUGGAGGCAGGAGGUGUCAGCCGAUUCAUUUUCAGGCCCAACUGGGGAGGCUCGGAGACAGAUUCCAGCCCAUGAAUAAGAUUGAACGGAGCAUCCUGCACGACGUAGCGGAGGUGGCCGGCCUGACUUCCUUCUCCUUUGGGGACGAUGAGGACAGCCGCUACGUCAUGGUCUUCAAGAAGGAGUUUGCCCCCUCGGAUGAGGAGCUGGAGGCCUAUCGCCGUGGGGAGGAGUGGGAUCCGGUGUUAGCCAAUCAGAGGCGUCGAUUGAGGGAGCUGGCAGCCCAACAGGAGGAGGCGGAGCUUGAGCGUGGCCCCGCCCCCUCCGGCCCCCCCACCGACUAUAAGGAUAAAUACCGGCACCUGAUUGGCUGCGAGGCCGCCAAGGCUGCUGCCCGCACUAUGGAGGCCAAUAAGGCCUAUGGGUAG